This is a messenger RNA of Armigeres subalbatus, 509 nucleotides long. It is a transcript of the gene ATPsynCF6, whose product is annotated as ATP synthase-coupling factor 6, mitochondrial. The record is from RefSeq and is a predicted model, not a curated record. The transcript has 3 exons. Gene Ontology annotation, biological process: proton motive force-driven ATP synthesis. Gene Ontology annotation, molecular function: proton transmembrane transporter activity. The coding region runs from base 119 to 439 and encodes 106 amino acids. Lineage: Eukaryota; Metazoa; Arthropoda; Insecta; Diptera; Culicidae.
CUGUGAGUUCAUCCGUUUGUCACUGACUUUUCUGUCGCUCAUCUGUUGUUCUCGCGAGUUGCAGUUUUUCAGUCGAAAGUUGUUACGGAGUUCUAAUUUUCCACCGGAUUUUAUCAAGAUGCUGACGAACCAGAUCCAGCAGGCCGCCCGUAUGUUGGGAGCCCAGGCUCGCCGCAACUAUGGCGUCAGCGCGGUCGUCCUGUCCAAGGCAACCGAUCCGAUUCAGCAGCUCUUCGUCAACAAACUGCGCGAGUACAAGAGCAAGAGCAGCGGCGGAAAGCUGGUCGAUGCCACACCCGAGAUCGAACGUGAGCUCAAGCAAGAGCUGGAGAAGCUGGCCAAACAGUACGGAGGCGCCAGCGGUGUUGACAUGACCGCCUUCCCUACCUUCAAGUUCGAGGAACCCAAAUUGGGCCCAAUCAACUCCAGCAGCGCCUAAGCCGGUGCUUGCGUUCGUGUAAACUUUUCGAAAUUCGUGGAAUAAAAUACUGAAACUCUUAGUCCCUAAA